Molecule: messenger RNA, 4461 nt
Organism: Eremothecium gossypii ATCC 10895
Lineage: Eukaryota; Fungi; Ascomycota; Saccharomycetes; Saccharomycetales; Saccharomycetaceae
Gene: SWR1
Product: chromatin-remodeling protein SWR1
Exons: 1
Coding region: 1-4461 (1486 amino acids)
Cellular component (GO): Swr1 complex
Molecular function (GO): histone binding; ATP-dependent chromatin remodeler activity; ATP hydrolysis activity
Source: RefSeq, marked provisional
AUGACGAAAGCCAACGGGGCUGAGCAGUUGGCAGACUGGAAGUUCCAGUACGACCUUUUAACCAAUGAACUGUUCCAUCUGCACGAAUUCACAUCUUUGCUGGAGUUUGAUCCGGCGUUCCGACACGAGUCGGACUCGUUUGCUCGGUUUCUGGCCGACAAGCAUCUAGAGCUGCGUAUGGAAGAGGACGCCGGCGCGCCUGGGCUGGAGGAGAGCAGCGCAAUGCGACGAAUCAGGCGGCGUCAGAAGCGUGGGCGCGGCGAGGAAGAAGGGAAUGCUCUGCUGAAGGGCGUUGAGGAACUGGUGGAGCAGAAGUACGCCGAUCUGCGCGCGCGGCUGGACCGGCCUAUGUUGAAGCAGGGACCACGCAAGAGAAAACAGCCUGGUGAUGCGGCCAAGACUGCACUGCCACAUGAUUCCAAGAAGCGGAAGUCGGCCGUGGUGCGCAAGGAGACGAACGACGAAGAACAUCUGAAGGAAGAGAAGAGUGCAUCGCCCACUGUGUGGAGCCCUGAGUCGCCACAACGGGAUACCUACCGCACUAUUCAUCCUUCAGGUGAUCAUGAAGGGUACCAGAGCUCUAGUUCUGACAGUUUCUACUUCACGACAUCCUCAGAGGAUGAGGAGCCCACGGUCAAACGUUCUUUGAAGAGAAAGAAAGCACCGGUACGGAGGAUAAAACUGAUCGUUCACCCACCGAAACAAACUGUAACAAAUCCUUUGCAUAUUUUGAAACCAGAAUGCUCCUCUCUUCAUGAAUUCCUUCAGUCAUAUAAAUCACUGGAUGAAGACAUUUCUAUUGAAGAGUUUGAUUCAUACAUUGCAUCCCAACGGAAAGUGGUCUCUGCAAUAAGGAAGGGCCUAAAAAGUGGUGUGUUAACUUACGACCGUCACACGGAUAGCAUACAAGGUAUCAGUUUGAAAGAUGUACAGAAUAGCCAGGCUAAUAAGCCCGAACCUAUAACAACAUUUUACCAGGAGCAGGAGAAGCACACUCUGCGCGAUCAUUUAAACAAUCAUGGUGUUGUUAUGAGUCGAAUGUUCCAGGAUCGGAAGAGGGGGCGUAUAGCCAGGGCGCGCAAGAUUUCUCAGAUGAUCGAACAACACUUCAAGCAUGUUGCAGGUGCUGAGGAGAGAAAGACCAAGGAAGAAGAGAAAAGACGGCGUGCGCUGGCCAGAGCUGCCGUACAGGCAGUCAAGAAGAGGUGGAAUUUAGCAGAGAGAGCUUACAAGGUGUUGAAGAAGGAUGAAGAAGAUCAAUUGAAGAGGAUUCAAGGCAAGGAACACUUAAGUAAAAUGCUAGAGCAAAGUACCCAGUUGCUUGGUGCACAACUAAAUCAAAACGAUGACAGCGACGAUGAAACAUCGAGCCAGGUAUUAUCGGAGAAUGAAUCCUCUCUUGGUGACGAAGAGAUGAGCUCAUCUAGCGAGCUUGAUGAUAGCGAAGUAGAAGCAGGUGAAGACGAUUCAAAGCUUACUGUGGAGCAGCUUCGGGCUAAAUACUCCGCACUUGAACAUAUAACCAUUGAUGGCAGAUCUCAAAAUAGUGAAGUUUCCUCCAUGACCGAAAAUCCUGAAGAGGAUCCUCAGGAAUAUAAAAUAUUAUUAAGUGAGCGCGAGAAAGCUGAACUUCAUCGUACAUUUGAAACAGAAGAAAAUAAUAUCCUCGACGAAGAUCAUUCCAGUUCGUCAUCAUUUUCAGAGUCGGAAAUCUCGCAGACGUCUUCAUCUGAAAAUGAGUCUCUGAUCAACAGCAAUAGUUCGCAAACUCCUGGUUUGGCUUCCUUGUUUGGGAAUGUUGCUGAGGAGCUCUCUGAUGAUGCACACUAUUCUACAGAAGAGUCUUUAUCAUCUACACCGAAUGAAGAUCAAGAAGGAGUACAACCUAAUGCAGAUGCAGUGUCAAAUAUGGAGAUUGAUUCGUUAGAAAUGCAGGAUAAAGAUGAAUCCACUAAUCUAGAGAAGUUAUCUGUUGUGGAUGUCCCAGUUCCUCCCCUUCUGAGAGGAACUCUGAGGACUUAUCAGAAACAGGGUUUGAAUUGGUUGGCUUCUCUAUAUAACAACAAUACCAAUGGCAUUUUGGCUGAUGAAAUGGGUCUCGGUAAAACAAUUCAGACGAUAGCACUCUUAGCAUACCUUGCUUGUGAGAAAGAAAAUUGGGGGCCGCACCUGAUUAUCGUCCCCACAUCCGUCCUUUUAAACUGGGAGAUGGAAUUUAAGAGAUUUGCACCUGGUUUCAAAGUACUCUCGUAUUAUGGUUCACCGCAGCAACGUAAAGAGAAAAGGAGGGGAUGGAACAAACUGGAUGCCUUUCAUGUUUGUAUUACUUCAUAUCAGCUGGUGGUGCAUGACCAACACUCCUUCAAAAGGAAGAAAUGGCAGUAUAUGAUCUUAGAUGAAGCUCAUAAUAUCAAAAACUUUAAAUCGACCCGUUGGCAAGCUCUACUAAACUUCAAUACAAGGCGUAGGCUUCUAUUAACAGGUACCCCUUUGCAGAAUAACAUUGCAGAAUUAUGGUCUCUUUUAUACUUCCUAAUGCCUCAAACUGCUUUAGAGAAUGGUAAGAUUUCAGGUUUUGCUGACCUGGAUGCCUUUCAGCAAUGGUUUGGAAAACCUGUUGAUAAGAUUAUUGCAGCGAACGACUCAGAGCACGACGACGAAACCAGGAGGACCGUAUCAAAAUUACACCAGGUCUUGCGGCCAUAUCUUCUUAGAAGACUAAAGGCAGAUGUCGAAAAGCAGAUGCCCGCCAAGUAUGAACAUAUUUUGUAUUGCCGGCUAUCAAAGAGGCAAAGGUUUCUGUAUGACGAUUUCAUGUCUCGGGCUCAGACAAAAGCUACUCUGGCCAGCGGUAACUUCAUGUCUAUCAUUAACUGUCUCAUGCAAUUGCGAAAAGUCUGUAAUCAUCCAGACUUGUUUGAGGUGAGACCGAUUUUAACGUCCUUCUGUAUGGACCGGAGCGUCAUGUCAAACUACGCCCACCUUAACCAACUAGUAUUGAAAAACCUCAAUAAACAUGCCUUGGACACAGUGGUCAAUUUGCAGUGCACGAACCUAGCGUUUACGCAAAAUGAUUUUAAUAUGGAAACACACUAUGCAGAUAGCUGUGCAAGGCUCCAGUGCGUGCGCCAGUUCUCAGAAGCAGUGGAAAAACUAAGAAAAGAUGCAAGUUUGCCUGAUGCGAAAGAUGAUCCUAAUGUACUGAAUUACCAAGAUAUGCAUGAAUUUUAUACUGGUUAUACUGUUCGGAAGCGUCUCAGACUAAUUGAUCAGUAUCGCCAUACUUUCUACUUGAACUCGCUUCGUUGCGAGAAACGACCUGUUUAUGGGAUAAACUUAGUAAGGCUUGUAUCGGUACAUCACAGGCCACCAUUGGAAUGUAACGUGAUGUCUGAACUAAUGAAGCCCUUAGAGACGAGGUUGGUCACACAUAAACGCAUUAUUGAUGAGUUUGCAAUUAUUACGCCCACAGCGAUUACAUUAGACACUAGAGUAUUGUCAUUGGGUCUGGACAGCGAAGCUGCAGUGCAUCCAGUUAUCAAAUCAGACAUUAAUACUCAAUUAUCUCGCAUGAAAAACCCAUUCCACUUGUUGCAAACCAAAUUGUCAAUUGCAUUUCCCGACAAAUCUCUACUUCAGUAUGAUUGUGGUAAAUUACAGAGUUUAGCCGUUUUAUUACGACGGUUGAAAGAGGAAGGGCAUAGAGCGCUGAUCUUCACCCAGAUGACCAAGGUGCUCGAUAUCCUGGAGCAGUUUCUCAAUUACCAUGGCUAUCUCUAUAUGCGACUGGAUGGUGCAACAAAGAUCGAAGACCGUCAGAUCCUAACAGAAAGGUUUAACACAGAUCCUCGUAUCACUGUUUUCAUUCUGUCGAGUAGGUCGGGUGGUCUGGGUAUCAACCUAACCGGCGCAGACACGGUUAUCUUCUAUGACUCUGACUGGAACCCUGCAAUGGACAAGCAAUGCCAAGACCGUUGUCACAGAAUCGGGCAGACCCGAGACGUGCAUAUAUACCGCUUUGUUAGCGAGCAUACCAUUGAAAGCAAUAUUCUCAAGAAGGCGAACCAGAAAAGACAGCUUGACAAUAUUGUCAUCCAGAAAGGCGAGUUCACCACCGACUACUUCAGCAGACUUUCCGUCAAGGAUCUUCUCGGGUCUGACGAGACAGAAGAGAUUGCAGACGAACGCCCUCUUCUUGAGGAUCCGGCCACCACGGCAGACUCCAAGAAACUUGAAAGACUACUUGCACAGGCAGAAGACGAAGACGAUGUCAAAGCAGCGCGCUUGGCAAUGAAAGAAGUGGAUGUCGACGAUAGAGACUUCCGCGAAAGCAGUACCUGUGCAAACCCUUCCCCUGACGAAGAUGUUGAUGAAGAGCCUGUCGAGGACGAGUACGAAGGCACUCGUCAUGUCGAAGAAUACAUGAUUCGUUUCAUUGCAAACGGCUACCUCUACGACUAA